AUGGAUGAAGAAUUGUUGGAAUUGCAGCGACAGUUCGAGUUCGCUCAGCAGGUGAAGUCAAGCGUCAGGUUAUCGGAUCGAAAUGUCGUCGAAUUGGUUCAGAAGCUUCAGGAGCUUGGCGUCAUAGACUUCGAUCUGCUUCACACCGUCACCGGAAAAGAAUACAUCACUCAGGAGCAAUUGAGGAAUGAAAUUGGUAGCGAGAUCAGUAAAUUGGGCCGUGUCUCCGUCAUUGAUCUCGCAGAUACGAUUGGGGUUGAUUUAUAUCAUGUGGAGAAGCAAGCACAAGAUGUUGUCUCGAGUGAUACAGGACUCAUGCUUGUUCAGGGAGAGAUAAUAUCACAAACCUAUUGGGAUUCAAUCGCAGAAGAAAUCAACGAGAGGCUUCAAGAAUGCAGCCAAAUUUCUGUGGCUGAAAUCGCUGGUCAGUUACAAGUUGGCUCUGAGUUGGUGCAAUCCGUUUUAGAGCCUCGGCUUGGAACUUUGGUGAAAGCAAGGCUAGAAGGUGGACAGUUAUAUACACCUGCUUAUGUAGCACGUGUUACUGCUAUGGUUCGAGGUGCUUCCAGGGGUAUCUUUGUUCCCUCCAACUUGUCGGCAUUGUGGACGUCAUUGCAACAGUUGGUACAAGAAAUGAAUGGAGCUAGUGGAGUCGCUGUUGAGAACUCGUUUUUCCAGUCUAUAUUUAACCGACUGUUGAAGGAAGAGGAGAUGCUUGGAUCACUACGUGCUGGCACCCACUGGACUCCUACUAAUUCCUAUAUCACCUAUGAGACCAUGCAGAAGCUUGGGAUUUCUCAAGCGGUGCAGUUUUUACAGUCUAGAUAUCCAGAUGGUAAACCUUUAUCUACUGUAUUCAUUCAUUCCUCGAUGAUUGAGAUGCUGGAUGCUGCAACCGAGGAUGCUAUUGAACAAAGCAGUUGGAUCGAUUCCCUCUCUGUAUUGCCUGCAUCAUUCUCGUCACAGGAUGCAAAUAAGAUGUUGCUUCUUUGUCCCUCUGCCGAAUCAGCUCUUAAGGCUGAGAAAGCACUUAUCCUGGGCGAUUCCUAUGUCUUAAGCAAUGGGUUCAUAAAGGGAAUAUAUGAUCAAAUUGAGAAAGAGGCAGAAGCUUUCAGCAUCCAAGCUUCUACUGCUAGAUUAAUAGAUCCUUCAAGCAAAUCUUCAGAGUCGACAGAAAGCAUUCCUGCUAAUACAGAUAGAGGAUCAAAGAAGAAGAAAGGCAAGUCUGCCAGCAUGAAGACAGCAACGGUCGAAACUGUUCCAGAUGAUGAAGAGGACGUCCGUCCUAAAUCUAAGAGAAACCAGAAGAAAGGUAGGGAUUCAUCAUCGUCACAGAAGUUGGAGAAAGCAGGAGGCAAGAAAGAGGCCGUUAAGGCGCAAGAAGGUAAUAACAUUAUUCCGCCAGACGGAUGGGUGAUGAAAAAAAUCGUGGAGUCUGUGCCUGAGUUUGAUGAUGAAGGUAUGGAGAACCCAGAUUCAGUUCUUAAGCAUUUAGCUGAUCAUAUGAGACCGAUGCUUAUUAAUUCACUAAAGGAGAGAAGAAAGAAGAUCUUCACAGAAAAUGCAGAUAGAAUGAAGCGCUUGAUGGAUGAUCUUCAGAAAAAGCUUGAUGAGUCUUUCCUAAAUAUGCAAUUGUAUGAGAAAGCGCUCGAGCUAUUUGAAGUUGACCAAUCGACCUCAGUUGUUUUACAUAGGCAUCUUUUGAGAACAACAGCAGCUACAAUUGCUGACACACUUCUUCUUGACUUGGACAACCUCGAGAAAUUGAAGAAUGGUACUGAAGUUGGAGAUUCCAAAACUCAAGAUCCAGUUUUGCUUGAUUCUUCUGAAAGAACAGCACUGGCUAAAAAGCUCAACGGUUCAUUCUCGAAAAAGGGUCUUGCAUUAGUUGAGGCAUUGGAAGGAAAGCGUGUAGACGCUUUCAUGACCACCUUCAUAGACCUGGCAGAGGAAAGUGGACUGGUCUUGAAAAAGCUUGAUAAAAAACUGGAAAGGACUCUCCUACAUUCAUACCGCAAGGAUUUAAUAUCUCAAGUUUCUACUGACUCGGACCCUGUUGCACUUCUCGCUAAAGUCGUCUCUCUCCUUUAUAUUAAGGUUCACAACAAAGCUUUACAAGCCCCUGGUAGAGCCAUUGCUGCAGCUAUUUCACACUUGAAGGAUAAACUCGAUGAAUCUGCGUACAAGACAUUGACAGAUUACCAAACAGCAACUGUUACUCUUCUUGCUCUAAUAUCAGCUUCGUCGGGCGAGGAACAUGACUGCUCAUCAGACAGGAUCCUGACCAAACGGGAGCUCCUCGAGAGCCAGAUGCCAGUUCUUCGGACACUUGUCCUCGGCGACUCACAGCCACAACAGUCCUAA
Thlaspi arvense is the source of this 2364-nucleotide messenger RNA. The record is from the annotation of a GenBank genome assembly. Lineage: Eukaryota; Viridiplantae; Streptophyta; Magnoliopsida; Brassicales; Brassicaceae.